AUGAGUGAUUUGGAUGCUGGAGAGGACAUGUUUGAUGAUUUUUUAAAUUCCCGUCUUGAGGAUGAUGAAACCAUAGGCCAUGAUCAAUCUGUUACUGAUGCUAUCAAUGAUGAUGAAUUUGAGAAAUUAUUGAAUGAAUCUGAGACAGAGACUGUACAAAAUGAACCGGAAAAGGAAUCAAUCAAUGUUGAUUUAUCAUCAGCAACAACAAUAACUGCAUCCACUGAAUCCGUCAUUGAAAAGAAGGAAGAACAAGUUAAAGAUGAUGAGGAAGUCAUUGAAUUUUCGUGGAGCGAUGAAGACUAUAGCAAAGACGAAACCGAUCAAGUUAAUCAAAAUAAUGCAAUUUCAGAAAUUAAAAUUCAACAAGAAAAACCAGUGACAAUUGAAAAGUCAGAAAAUAGGGAACUCUAA
Naegleria gruberi is the source of this 414-nucleotide messenger RNA. RefSeq lists its product as uncharacterized. The coding region runs from base 1 to 414 and encodes 137 amino acids. The transcript has a single exon. The record is from RefSeq and is a predicted model, not a curated record. Lineage: Eukaryota; Heterolobosea; Eutetramitea; Acrasida; Naegleriidae.